AUGGCUUUUACCAUUUCAGGAGCACGGCUAGGAGGCCAUCACUGUCCCUUCACGUCUGCCAAGUGGCUUCGAGAGAAAUAUGGCGAUGUGUUCACCGUGUACCUGGGACCAAAGCCAGUGGUCAUGCUGUGUGGGACAGAGGCCAUACGGGAGGCCCUGGUGGACUAAGCUGAGGAUUUCUCUGGUCGGGGAACACUGGCCAUCACUGAGCCAAUUUUCCAGGGAUACGGUGUGACCUUUGCCAAUGGAGAACGUUGGAAAACCCUUCGGAGAUUCUCUCUGGCCACCAUGAGAGACUUCGGGAUGGGAAAGCGGAGCAUUGAGGAACGGAUUCAGGAGGAGGCUCAGUGUUUGGUGGAGGAGCUGAGGAAAUCCAAGGAAAGGGUCCAAAAGGAGAUUGAGCAGGUGAUUGGCUCACACCGCCCACCAGCCCUUGAUGACCGCACCAAGAUGCCUUACACGGAGGCCGUAGCAUUUAUUAUUACUUGUAUUCUUGAUAAAAUGGCAGUGUCUCUUGAUCUUUCAACCUUUCCUCAGAACACUGAAGUGUACCCCAUCCUGAGCUCUGCUCUCCACGACCCGCAUUACUUUGAAGAACCAGACACCUUCAACCCUGACCGCUUUCUGGAUGCCAAUGGCGCACUGAAGAAGAACGAAGCUUUUAUCCCCUUCUCAGCAGGGAAGCGCAUCUGUCUUGGUGAAGGCAUCGCUCGCAAUGAACUAUUCCUUUUCUUCACCACCAUCCUCCAGAACUUCUCUGUGGCCAGCCUGGUGGCUCCUGAGGACAUCGACCUCACUCCUAAGGAGAGUGGUGUGGGCAGAGUAGCCCCAACAUACCAGAUCUGCUUCCUUCCUCACUGAAUGGGCUGAUGGAAGAGGGAUGAAAGAUUCCAGGGUUAUUAAGUUCCCCUUUUUCUUUGAAAAAGUAGGUGAUGAGUAGUUAUCUUGAGCUCCUGGAUUCUUGUUCUGAGGAUAUAAUAUCCUGUUGUCACAAAAGAGGACUAAUAGAAAAGAGAGCAGUCCAAUAAUAUACCAUGCAGAACAUUUCAGUAUGUUUCCAGGAUUUCCAUUUAAUUCUCAAAGUAUUUGAUCAGCUAAAGAGAUAGGAUCCAAAAGAUCAUCAUAUCUUGAAUAUGAUGAUGUAACUUCAAAAGAUCCAAGCUGUUAUUAUUGUUCUGCCAAAUACCCAAUAGAUCGUUUUUAACCUUCUCCCAAUCCCAUUGGGAAGCAUGAGAUAUGGCCACCAAAACUGUGACUGCAGAAGCAAUAAAUGAA
Messenger RNA from Ictidomys tridecemlineatus (thirteen-lined ground squirrel), 1275 nucleotides. The record is from RefSeq and is a predicted model, not a curated record. NCBI's taxonomy places the organism in Eukaryota, Metazoa, Chordata, Mammalia, Rodentia, Sciuridae.